CUAAAACUUGUAUUUGCCAUUUUCGGUACCUCGAUCAAGAUUGCUUCAUCGAUUCUUAGGUCCGCUGCUUGUCAGGUUUAGCCUUGGUCUUUGAUACUCCUCAGAACAAGUCAUGCGGUCCCAACAUCUCAGUAUAGCACAGUUCGCUCGUUCCGACACUCGAGUGGUGGUGGAUGGGAAUAGUCUGUCAAUCGCCGGAGUUGUGGCAGUCUCGCUACAUGGAAAGCAUGCCUUGUUGACAGAUGACUCAGAAAUUCUCGACUGUGUUCAACAGAGCGUGGAUUUUUUAAAUCAGGAAUUGAGCAACGGCCGCACCGUCUACGGCGUAACGACUGGAUUUGGUGGUAGUGCUGAUACACGCACAAGUAAACUUGAGAGUCUCCAGGAUGCUCUGCAACAGCACUUGAAUGUAGGAGUUUUACUUCCCUCUGACAAGGGACUACUCACAGCCACUGCGACAGAGCCGGAUGGGCUCUUACGUAGUCAUGCUCUCCCAGCUUCCAUUGUGAAGGCGAUGAUGUUGGUUCGAUGCAAUUCAUUGAUUCGUGGCCACUCCGGCGUUCGACUCUCCAUUGUAGAAAACAUUCUGACUAUGCUGAACAAGAAGAUGACUCCAGUUGUUCCACUUCGUGGAAGCAUCUCGGCAUCAGGAGAUCUUUCUCCUCUCUCCUACAUUGCCGGCAUGCUCGAAGGUAAUCCGGAUGUUUUUAUUCGUGUAGGUGAUACUCAUCCACCAACAUACCUUCCCGCCGAUAAAGCUCUCGCGAAGGCUGGUAUCCAGGCAGUUCGCCUUCAAGCAAAAGAAGGUCUCGGCAUCAUGAAUGGUACCGCCACCAGCUGCGCAGCAGGUUGUAUUGCAAUCUACCAGGCCGGACAACUGGCUGUGGUUAUUCAACUACUCACGGCAAUGGGCACGGAAGCGCUGCUAGGAACGAUUCAUAAUUAUCAUCCAUUUAUUUCGGAAGCGCGUCCGCACGUUGGACAAGCUGAAGCCGCUGCCAACAUCACCGCGUUCCUUUCGGGGUCAAAGCUUGCACGGGAUAAAAAUGUCGAGAAUAUUGGGCUUGCACAAGAUCGCUAUUCUCUUCGUACUGCUUCUCAGUGGAUUGGACCUUCCAUGGAAGAUCUUGAUCUAGCACAUCGACAAGUCCAGGUGGAAGUCAAUUCGACGACGGAUAAUCCCUUGAUCGACAUUACAAAUGCCGCCAUCCAUCAUGGUGGCAAUUUCCAGGCCACUUCUAUUACUUCUGCAAUGGAGAAGACCACCAGCGCGAUGCAGAUGUUUGGGAAACUGAUCUUUGCCCAGAGCUCGGAGGUUAUUGACAAUAAGCUCAACAAGGGACUGCCACCAAAUUUGUCGGCGGAUGAUCCCAGUUUGUCCUUCACCUGUAAGGGAGUGGAUGUGAACAUGGCGGCCUACAUGUCGGAACUCGCAUACGUUAACCACCCAGUAAGCUCCCAUGUACAAUCAACGGAGAUGCACAACCAGUCUGUCAAUUCUCUCGCCCUGGUUGCCGCACGGUACGCGCUAGAGUCUGUCGAAAUUUUGUCCUUGAUGGUGUCCACAUACAUUUAUGUUCUUUGCCAAGCUCUCGAUCUUCGGUGUCUGCACCUCGAAUUUGUCAAGGCUGCUCAGCCCGCCCUCCGCAAACUGCUGCUUGAAAAUUUCAGCGGUUUCGUGGGAGAAGGAUCUUUCGACUCCUUUGAAGAACAAACUUGGGUCACGCUACAAGACAAUUGGUCAUCAUUAUCACACCUAGAUCUAGCAGAUCGCGGUACAACCGCCGUCAAGUCUUCUAUUGGCCAUGUGCUCCAAGACCUAAUGCUUAAUCACAAGAAGACAGAUAUAGCUUCACACUUGGAUUUGCUAUCCGCCAUUGAUACCUAUCAGAACACAGCGGGAAGAUUACUGAGUUCGAUCUAUAAUUCGACUCGCGAGGAUUUUUUCAAAACCCAAACCACGACGUCCUAUCUGAGUCCAGCAUCUGCGAAAUUGUACAGUUUUGUCCGACACCAGCUGAAAGUCCCUUUUCACCGCGGCUUGCAAGAUCACCCUCUUCUAUUUGGCACGGAUGAGGAACUUGGACGGCGCAGAGAAAUCCUGGGUACUAUGGUCAGUCACAUUUAUCUGGCCGUAAGGAAAGGAGAUGUGUACGAUAUCGCCAUGGAAGCUUUGCGUGAAGCUAUUAAAAGGGACAAACCUUACUGCAAUGGAAGUGCGUAA
Messenger RNA from Talaromyces proteolyticus, 2224 nucleotides. RefSeq names its product putative phenylalanine ammonia-lyase. The record is from RefSeq and is a predicted model, not a curated record. Gene Ontology annotation, biological process: L-phenylalanine catabolic process. NCBI's taxonomy places the organism in Eukaryota, Fungi, Ascomycota, Eurotiomycetes, Eurotiales, Trichocomaceae. Gene Ontology annotation, molecular function: ammonia-lyase activity. The coding region runs from base 113 to 2224 and encodes 703 amino acids. The transcript is spliced from 2 exons. Gene Ontology annotation, cellular component: cytoplasm.